Molecule: messenger RNA, 6411 nt
Organism: Antechinus flavipes (yellow-footed antechinus)
Lineage: Eukaryota; Metazoa; Chordata; Mammalia; Dasyuromorphia; Dasyuridae
Product: merlin-like
Exons: 18
Coding region: 236-2161 (641 amino acids)
Biological process (GO): positive regulation of protein localization to early endosome; positive regulation of early endosome to late endosome transport; regulation of cell shape
Cellular component (GO): plasma membrane; adherens junction; cytoskeleton
Molecular function (GO): actin binding; cell adhesion molecule binding
Source: RefSeq, a predicted model, not a curated record
UGUGUGUGUGGCAGGAGGCUGGGAGGCUGCCGCUGGCGGGAGGCUGGGAGGCUGCCGCUGGCGGGACUCUGGAUGUCUGCCCUAAGAUGUGGAACUGGGGCUUCGGAAGCAUCUUGUCAUUCUGCCCUGCUUCCAAGAAGAAGCAGGCAUUUGACUCCACUUGGAGAAUUUAGACUUUCGUGAGUUUGCUCUUAAGGUCAAUCCAUCAACUUGGAAGAUCAUUCUUUUUAAAAAUAUGUCUAUCAGGGGGUUGAAGAAAAAGCAGCCAAAAACUUUCAAAGUCAAAGUGAUCACAAUGGAUGCUGAGAUGGAAUUCAGUUGUGAGAUGAAAUGGAAGGGGAAAGAUUUGUUUGAUCUUGUGUGCCGAACUCUCGGGCUCCGGGAAACCUGGUUCUUUGGCCUGCAAUAUACUAUUAAAGGAGUCCGUGCCUGGUUGAAAUUGGAGAAAAAGGUUUUGGAACAAGAAAUUCCCAAGGAAGAUCCAAUAAAAUUCUGUUUUUUGGCUAAAUUUUACCCAGAGAAGGUGGAAGAAGAACUUCUUCAAGAAAUCACUCAACACCUUUUUUUUCUGCAGGUGAAGAAACAGAUAUUGGAUGAAGAAAUCUAUUGUUCUCCAGAGGUCACAGUUUUGUUGGCUUCAUAUGCUGUCCAGGCUAAGUAUGGUGACUAUGACCCCAACUUUCACAAACCAGGCUUCUUAGCCCAGGAUGAACUGUUGCCCCAAAGAGUCCUUAAGCAGUAUCAGAUGACAGUCCACAUGUGGGAAGAAAAGAUAACGGCCUGGUAUGCAGAACACAGGGGUAUUGCCAGGGAUGAAGCUGAGAUGAACUAUCUGAAAAUUGCCCAAGAUUUGGCGAUGUAUGGUGUCAAUUACUUCCCCAUUGAACAAAAUAAAAACCACACAGAUCUCUUGCUUGGUGUGGAUGCUAAAGGGAUCCAUGUCUAUAGCAUCAAUAACCGGUUCUCUCCAAACAAAUCUUUUGAAUGGAGCGCUAUCAGAAACAUUUCCUACAGUGAGAAGGAGUUAACCAUUAAGCCACUUGACAAAAAGGCAGAAGUUUUCAAGUUCUUUUCAUCGCAGCUGAAGGUGAAUAAGUUGAUCCUACAGCUGUGCAUUGGAAAUCAUGACUUGUUCAUGAAGAGGAGAAGAGUGGACUCCAUCGAGAUUCAGCAGAUGAAAGCGCAAGCCAAGGAAGAGAAAGCUCGGAAGAAAAUGGAGCAUCAGAGGCUGGCCAGGGAGAAGCAGCUCAGGGAAGAGGCCGAGAGAGCCAAAGAGGAGCUGGAAAGGCGGCUGUUUCAGCUGGAAGCCGAGGCCCGACAAGCCAGCGAGGCCUUGCUCCACUCCAAAGAGACCGCAGAGCUGCUGGCAGAGAAGGCGCAGAUUGCUGAGGAGGAAGCCAAGCUGCUGGCCCAGAAUGCCGCCGAGGCCGAGCAGGAGCGCCAGCGGCUGGAGGUCACCGCCCUGAAAACCAAGGAGGAGAAGCGGCUGAUGGAGCAGAAAGUCAGGGAAGCAGAACUGCUGGCGGCCAAGCUGGUCAAGGAGUCAGACCUGAGAACCAAGGAAACGGAAUACCUGAAGCAGGACCUGAGCGAGGCCAGGGAAGCUGAGCGCCGGGCCAAGCAGCGGCUCCUGGACGUCAUCCGCCCCUCUCAAACUCACAUACACAGGUACCCUCAACCUUCCCCUAUUGGGAGUGGAGAUCUUGGAGUUGAAAAAGGAUGUACGAGAUUUGAUUUAAAGGAUAUUGACCUGAAGAGACUAUCCUUGGAAAUAGAAAGGGAAAGGUUAGAUUAUUUGGAAAAGAGUAAACAUUUUGAAUAUCGAUUAAAAGAACUGAAAUCUGAAAUACAUGCCCUGAAACUUGAGGAAAAACAAAAGGGACCAAUCUCUCAUUGGAAUGAAGUCUUUGGCUCACUAGACCUCACCUUGAGAAAGGCACCAUCAUGGAUUAAGCUGUGUGAAGCACAAGGUGGACAGGAUGAAAAUCUCCAGAGGCCAUUCCCUGCUUAUCCGCUAAACACUUUGAGUAGCUGGCCACGCAUCAACAACUGCCAUAGCAUGACAGGAGAAAAGUGUUCAGUUUCUAAUAACAUGGGAACAGGAACUCGCAAAAGUAUUGUAAAGGUUCAGCAACAUGACUCAGACGUGAUCUACAUUUGAAGUUUUGUGGACCCACAUCUUCCAGAGGGUGAAUACGUCUAAUUUGUGUAAAAGUACCUUCAGUGGGGCUUAAGAAUGACAUUAAUGGCCUUUCUACUUAUGGGCUGUAUUGUGUGCCAUGCGUCAGAGAGGCUUUAAAGGGAUAGUGAGGACUCUCUGGGAUGCUGCUAAUUUACAGGGUGGGCCAGGAAGAAAAGGAAUCCCUCCUUGGAAGAAGACUUAAUUCCUACAAGUUGUAUUGGCUUUGACUGGAACAGGGACUGAGCUCUCUGAUCACCUCUGUUGUUCCUUCUCUGGACUCUGAUGUUGGCCUUGCUUCCGAUGGAUGUACCCCCUUCUGCCUCUGGACCCUCUGCUCCCCAAGCCAGUGCUUGGCCGUUGGCUCUGGCUCCAUCUGUGCUUCUGGAUCCUCUCAGUGGGAACCUUCUUCCUCUGGCCUUCCUUGCUCCUUGGUUGCAACCUUGGACCUUAAACUCUUGUCUAGUACAGUUUUCCAAUCCUGGUCUCAGCAUUUUCAGGGAUGAACACUGUUUUUUUAAACCCCAACAUGAAUAUCUUAGCAAUUUAAAUAUUAACUUCUCUCUCAUGUUUUAACUUGGUGGUGAUCCCAUAAGAAAAUGUCAACCUCCAUUAGUUUGGUUUCUCUUAUGGGACUUAAAUCUUAGGCUGACAUCAAGAGAGAAGGUGGAGGCUCAAGUCUCCGGCCUCCAACUUCCCACCACCUGAUGGGAGCUCCCUGACUCCCCUCGUCCUCACUUCAGAAUUUCUCAGAAACCCUACUCCUCAGCGGAAGAGCCAGCCCUUCUCCUUAUCAGCGCCAAUCCCAGCUACCACAUCUUUCUCAUCUUUUUAAUGACUGUCAUGAGGAUUUCCAUUUGCUCCAGUUUCAGGUUUAAUCCUCGGUGAUCUGUCAUCUCUCAUGUAGUGGGUCACUGAGCCAUAGCCACUCUGCCUCUUGGGCCUCCUCUCCCUUCCCACUGUCGGGAUCCUAGCCCAGGCCCUAGCCUACCCACCCACACUACUGAAAGACACUCAACUUUGUUUCUCUUCCAGUUCUUUCUCCACUGGAGGACCAAACUAAUCAUCCUUAUGUGUAGACGUGUUCAUUAUCAUUUUUGUUCAGAAUACCCAAUGGUUCUCCAUAAUUUGACUUUACCCUGGCUUCUUUUUUAAAUGUUUUUCUUUUAAUCAUGAACUUUACAAACAUGAACAUUUCAAUAUAGAAAGAACAGGAAAAAAAAAGAUUAUAUGAAACUGUGAAUUUGUUAUAUGCAAUUAAAAAAAAAAGGAUGUAUACAUAUUUAAUAUGGAUGUACAAUUUAAUGUAUACAAGUGCCCUACUAAGUUUGUAUGCCCUUCUGAAAUUCCUUCUGUUCUCAUGUAUUUCUAAAUGUUUCUCUGAUCUUUCCUUUUCUUGCUUAGAAAGAUGGAUCCAUUGCCCAACUCUUUCCACCCACUAAAGCCCGCGUGAUCCCCAAGCAUAACCAAACUAAACAAAUCCACACAUUGGCCCUCUGUGAAAAUGUCUUCCUUUGCAUUUCUAGUCCUUCCUUUCUCUUCUGACGUUGUGAUCCUUCACUGCAUUGGCCAGAGUUCUGCCCUCUUUUGCCAUUAUUUCCUUUCCAUGAUUGUUAUACUUGGGUAAAUUGUUUUUCUGGUUCUGCUCACUUCCCUUUAUACAUUUUUCACAUGGGUCUUCCUAGCUUGUUUAAAUCAGUCAGUUAUUACUCUUUCCCCUACCCCCAUUCUCCUGACCAACUGCCUUUGCUCCCAUAGUUCUAUCCUCCUGUUAAGCUUCAUUGAUUCUAACUCAUCCUUUGUAAACCCCAUGGAAUGCUUCCUUUUCCCACAAACCUUCUUUGACACCUUUCUAUAUCUAACAGUAGCCCAAGCUAGACUCCCCAUACAUCGCACUUUGUUCCUCCAUUAUGUACUUACAAUGUGUUAUUUUGUAUUUAUAGUUAUUUAUGUUGUGUCCCUUACUAGAUCAUUAGUUUCCUAAGGUGAAGAACUGUGCUAUAUGAUCCUAUCCAACUUAUAUCAUUAUCUCAUUCAGUACCAAACCCAAGUCUACACAGUAAACUGAGUAUUUGUUGAAUUGAGUUGCACGAGCAAUGAGUCAUCUCAAGAAUCACAUCAAAUCAAACGAUUUCAGUCUUGAAUGAAGAAUUUUUCACUCAUCAGAAUAUUUCAGGCUCAUCAAAUAGAGACUUAAUUUGCUUUUUGAUUUUCAGGCAGUGCUCUUUCAAUAGAUAUGAUACAGAACUGAACACAGCUCAUCCUCCUUUUGUUUGAGGAACCUAUCCAAAUCUGGUGUAUUUUUCUAUUCAACAAACUACUAUUGAACACCUACUGUAUAUUAAGUUUGGUGCUGAACUGUUACUAGAAGUCAAGAAUUCCCCAGCUGGUCAACUACUGGGCUGUUGGAGUUCUCAGAAACCCUGACUCAAAACUUAGGGGAUCACAAUUGAGAUCACAGAAGUUCCCCAAGCAAAAAACAAUGGAUCAAGUAAUAUCUCAGUUUAUUAUUAUUUAGAUACUGAAAAUAAUACGUAGUAGACUGAAUCACAAAGGCUUUUAUUACACAUCUAGAAAACCUAUAGUUAACUCUUGUGAAGCUGCAGAUGGGUGCUAACAGCCUUGCUACAGAACUGGAACUGGGUGCUUCUGCAACUGCCCCAGGCUCUGAUCUGCUUGGUUCUGGAAGCACAGCCAACUUUUGAUUGUCCAGGUAAUACCACAGAAGCCACUGGCCUCUGGCCAAGUGCUUGUCAUGGUCCUUAUAAAAUUAAAUUUCAGUGGUCUUCCUGAGGAGUGAAAAUACUUUUUAUUUUUAAAAAUUUUAUUAAAUUUUAUUUUGUUUAAAUAUUGAUAGUUCUCCCCUCGUGGCCUUUCUUGCAAAAAAACCAAAUUUCCAUGUUGGCUACACCCAUAAAGGUAAUUUGUCUUUAGUCCAUCCUUCAUCCAACCCUUUAAAAUCCCAGUUAGCCAUACACAGCAUUCUGAAGGCUUUCAGAGUUGUUUUUACAGCAUUGUCAUUGUAUGAACCAUUCUCUUGGUUUUGCUCAGUUCACAUACGUCUUACUGUGGUGUUCUUACACUCAUAUGCUAUUUGUCCAGCCAUUCUACCAUUGAUGCUCUUAGUGUUGAGCGUUUUACUACCACAAAAAGAGAGCUGCUAUAAAUAUUUCACUACCUGUUAGUCCUUUCCCUUUCUCUUUGGUCACUUAGGCCUAUUAACAGUAGAGACAGGUCAAAGGAGAAUCAUAGUUUAGUGAUGUUUUGGGCACAGCUCCCAUGCUUUCUAAAAUGGUUAUUACCAGUCCACCAAAAGGGCACUAACAGACUUGUUUCCCUCCAGCCUCUCCAUCAUUUGUCACUUUCUUUUGAUUGCCAAAUCUGUCAAUAUGAUGGAUGGAAAGAAUCAUGUUUCCUCUAAUUGCAUUUCUCUAAUUAUUAGUGAUUUGGAGCAGCUUUCCAUAUGGCUGUUGCUAACUUAGAUCUCUUCCUUAGAAAACUGCCUUUUCAUGUCUUUUGACUAUCACCAAUAUGUCCUCAUAAAUGUUAUGUUUUAUCCAUUAAUUGACAAAAUUCAUGCUUGUAGAAAAUCCUUAUUAGGACAACACCCACCAUUCAUUUGAGUGAAUUCCUGGUACAGGCAAGGAGGGGCUCUGCCUGUCACUAGGAGUUUAAGUGAGAUUGCCUCACAGGCCAAAUUGAGCAUUUGCAGUUAUAGACAUGGGUGUUAUCAAAUUAGUGUAUCUGCCCAAUUCAGUGAUCCUCCAAGAAUUUUAUCAUGGUUGACAAGGCCCCGAGUAAAUGCACUUACUAUACUUUUGAUCCCUCAAAUCAGGUGUUGUGCUACUUUCAUUUUAGCCCUCAUGCUAAAGAUGAUUGUGUGUGGGGUUAUUCUGUUUGAACAUUUCACUACAAGUCCCAUUAAAGUCAUCAUCUUGAUCGAUAAGAAAUAACUAUAUUAUAGAGUGAAAAAAGAAGCACUAUAGCACUACGAUUAACGAUAAAUGCAUUUAAUGCCAACUACAUCAUUUGAUAAGCUUUAUAGGCAAACUAAACUGAUUACAAAAAAAUCUUGGAUAGAACAGUAAAGUUGAUUUCAACUUGUUGGGCCCUCUUUGCGCGUGUCAAAUACCAUCAUUAAUAUUCCUUUCCAUACAUAUUAAGCCAUAAUAAUAUUGUAUUGUACUAGAAAGAAUGCAAAACUUGAAAUAAACAAUUCUGGCAUAAAAUAA